Messenger RNA from Fusarium fujikuroi IMI 58289, 954 nucleotides. RefSeq lists its product as uncharacterized. The transcript has 2 exons. Bases 1 to 954 code for a protein of 317 amino acids. The record is from RefSeq and is a predicted model, not a curated record. Lineage: Eukaryota; Fungi; Ascomycota; Sordariomycetes; Hypocreales; Nectriaceae.
AUGGGUCUUGACUUUGGUCAGGCGAUUGGCACUGCCUGUGCGACAUUCGCCGUCACCAACGUCGACGACAUUUUUGUUCUUGUCGCAUUCUUCGCUGAGGCUACGACGAGUCGGUCGCUCACGCCUGCCAAGAUUGCCAUCGGACAAUAUGUCGGCUUUACGGUAAUUGUUGCUGUGAGCAUGAUUGGCUAUGGCGCGUCUCUACUCAUUCCUGCCGAACCAAUUGGAUUUCUUGGCCUUUUGCCAAUAUUGUUGGGUAUAUGGCGGAUUCUGAGCUAUAUCUUCAGCAAGGAUGAGGACGAAGAGGAGGCUCUAGAUCAAGAGCUGACAACUGCUGAUGGGUUCAAGAGUGUUUUCAAGGUCGCUUCUAUUACUGUCAUGAACGGCGCCGACAAUAUCAGCACGUACAUCCCCCUCUUCGCAGAAGCAAAAGCUGGAGAACUGGCGAUAUAUAUCGUCGUUUACUACAUCAUGCUUGGCGUAUGGUGUUGCGCAGCAUACCUCAUCAUGCGGCAAAAGCAUAUUCUACACAUUGCUCAGAAAUACGCCCGCAGGUUGGUGCCGUUCCUGUAUGUUGGCCUCGGAAUCUUCAUCAUCGUCAACUCGGAGUGUUAUCCAUGGGCUAUUGAGGAGAUUGACGAUGACAUUGCUUCACAUCCUGGCAAGAUCGUCAUGGGAGUCACGACUGCGGGUUUGUUGGCGAUCUGUAUUAGCGCCAUGCUUUGGAGGAAGUUGAGCCAGAGAUCGGAUGAAGUUAUGGUCGACGAUGCAUCAUCUGCUCCCCAUGGUCAACGGGGAUCACAAGAAGGAGGACAAGAUACCGCGCAGCAAGUUGGAGAGCAAUCUGAAGCUUCCAGAGACACAGGCGGCGUCGACGGUCCUACGAACAAAGCCGGAACGCAAGUCAGGAAUGUCCCCAUCGACGAUCCCAGAGAGGGAGGCUCGGCGGUAUAA